AGUGGCAUAGAAAGGAGUGGGGCUCUGCACCGGUAUUGUACCCGGGUUUUGCGAGACAACGUGGAGUGUGUACCGUAGGAUCUACAGAGUGUUGGUUCCCGUAAAACACUCGUCCCCCCUUCCCUUCCUUCUUUUUGUUUUUAUUUUUAUUUAGUGUCGGUGGUGGUGACCCACGCAGCCAGUGCCUGUGAGAAGCCCACCACCUCCCAGUGAACCCUGCGGGCCUGGCAGAGCCGAGUCAAUGAGUGAUACAGGCCUCUGGAGCGCUUCUGACACACGCAGCCCAGCAGCAGCAGCAGCAGCAGCAGCAGCAUAGCACAGCCUCAGACGCAGCCAUGAGCAAGCCCAGCGGCCUCAAGGCCCCCAGCAAGAUCGGCAGGGCAGCCGCCGGGACAGCAGCCAAGACAUCCGCAUCCACAGCGGCUGCCAAGCCUGCCGCAGCAUCAGAGGCACAGGAUGGCGCCGGUGACGGGGAAAAGUUCCAGGUGGGCGACCGCGUGUGGGUGAACGGCAACAAGCCCGGCGAGGUGCAGUUCCUGGGCGAGACGCAGUUUGCGCCGGGCCAGUGGGCCGGCAUCGUGCUGGACGAGCCCAUCGGCAAGAACGACGGCUCGGUGGCGGGCGUGCGCUACUUCCAGUGCGAUGCGCUCCGCGGCAUCUUCACGCGGCCUUCCAAGCUGUCGCGCACCGAGGGCGAGAGCAACGGCACCGAGACCGCGCCGCCAUCCCGAGCCUCGUCACCGACGCCGUCGCAGACCGGUGCCUCGCCGGCCACCCCCGUCGCCACCACCCCGGCGACCAAGAAACCACCCCCGGGAGCUUCCCCUGCAGGGGGGGUCACCACGCCCUCCAACCUGACGCGUGCCAACAGCGAGUCUGUGUCCAACCUGUCGGAGUCGGGCUCUGUGAAGAAGGGUGAACGUGAGCUAAAGAUCGGAGACCGUGUGUUGGUCGGAGGGACCAAAGCCGGGGUGGUCCGGUUCCUGGGCGAGACGGACUUCGCCAAGGGGGAGUGGUGUGGGGUGGAGCUGGACGAGCCGCUGGGGAAGAACGAUGGGGCUGUGGCUGGGACCAGGUACUUCCAGUGCCAGCCCAAGUACGGGCUCUUUGCUCCUGUGCACAAGGUGACCCGCAUCGGCUUCCCGUCCACCACGCCGGCCAAGGCCAAGACCACGAGCGCACGGAAGGUGGUGACCACGCCCUCUGGCCUGAAGCGGAGCCCCAGCGCCUCCUCCAUCAGCUCCAUGAGCUCCGUGGCGUCGUCCGUCAGCGGCAAGCCCAGCCGCACCGGCCUGCUGACGGAGACGUCGUCACGGUACUCGCGCAAGAUCUCGGGCACGACGGCGCUGCAGGAGGCGCUGAAGGAGAAGCAGCAGCACAUCGAGCAGCUGUUGGCGGAGCGGGACCUGGAGCGGGCGGAGGUGGCCAAGGCCACCAGCCACGUGGGCGAGGUGGAGCAGGAGCUCUCGCUGCUCAGGGAGGGCCAGGAGCAGUAUGUCAUGGAGAUGGAGGCCAAGAUGGACCAUCUGCGUACACUGGUGGAGGCAGCGGACAAAGACAAGGUGGAGCUGCUGAAUCAGCUGGAGGAGGAGAAAAGGAAGGUGGAGGACUUACAGUUUCGUGUGGAAGAAGCCUGCAUUACCAAAGGAGACCUGGAGACGCAGACCAGGCUGGAGCAUGCCCUUCUUAAGGAGCUAGAGCAGAGUCUGCUCUUUGAAAAGGCCAAAGCUGACAAACUCCAGAGGGAGUUAGAAGACUCUAGGGUGGCCACUGUUUCCGAGCGCUCCCGCAUCAUGCAGCUGGAGAGGGACCUCGCUCUGCGGGACAAAGAGGUGGCCGCCCUGCGCCAGCACCUGGAGUCGGCGUCUGGCGAGGGAGGCUCCGGCUCCGGCGCCGACCCCGCGGCCGGCGUGCUCCAGGAGGAGGUGGCCUCGCUCCGCGCGCAGCUGUCCUCGCAGGGCACCGAGCACCAGGCGGAGCUGAAGGACGUGCGCGAGCGGCUGGAGGCGGCGGAGCGGGCGCACGGCGAGGCGCUGGCCCAGCUGCAGGCGUCCUCGGGCCGCCUGAGCAAGGACAACGAGCAGCUCCGCGCCCGCGUGGCGCAGGCCGAGCAGGAGAACGCCGACGUCGUCGAGCUGUGGCGCUCCAAGCUCGCUUCGGCCAUGGCCUCCCACCAGCAGGCCAUGGAGGAGCUGCGGGCCACCUCCGAGAAGGGGGCCGGCGGGGCUUCGGCAGGGGAGCUGGUGGAGCUGCGCGGGGCUCUGGAGAGGCUGAAGGUGGAGCACAAGCUGGCGCUCGAGGAGGCCGGGGCGCAGCGGGACGCGGAGGCCGGAGCGCGAGCCCGGGAGGCGGAGGCGCUGAAAGGGCAGCUGCUGAGCCUGACGGAGGAGAAGGAGCGCCUGGAGGAGUCGCUGCGCAACAGCGUGGAGAGCGUCGAGGAGCAGCACCUGGUGGAGAUGGAGGAGGUGCUGGGCAAGCUGCACACGGCGGAGCUCAGGGUAAAGGAGCUAGAGGAGCAGACAGGGCAGCUAGGGCAGCAGGCGGAGGGCAAGGCCAAGGAGGCCCAGGAGCUGGCAGCCUCGCUCGAGGCGCUCCGCUCCCAGCAGACGCAAGGUAACCAGGACAUGCAGGGCAUCAGAGCCCAAAUGGACGGAGCUGAGACCAAGGCACGUUCUCAGGAGGCCAAGAUUAGCGAGCUCAGCUCGCAGCUGGAGGGCCGGCAGGUGGAGUUGGCGAGCCUGCAGCAGAGUCUGGCCUCCCUGCAGCAGGAGAAGGGCUCCCUAGAGCAGGAGCUCAGCAGCAUGAAACAAAAGCUUGUGGAUACCUCUGGUGAACAGACUAAAUCAGCACAAACUAUGCAAGAGUUGCAAGACAAACUGAAUUGUAAAGAGGAGCUGUGCACAUCUCUUUCCACUGAGUCAGAAGCGCUUAAAUCCCAAGUUGCUGGUCUGGAGAGGAAGCUCAAGGCUAGUGAGGAGAAGCAAGAUCAACUGAACAAGGACAAGGCCAAACUGGAGAACGACAUCAGUGAUAUGAUAAAGUCAUCCGGGGACAGUUCUGUCCAGCUGACAAAAAUGAACGAAGAUCUCACUCAGAAGGAGAGGCGGUUGGAGGAGCUGCAGACCCAGCUGGCGGAGCAGAGGGAGCGUGUGGCCCGGUCUGAGGAAGGCAGGAGGCAGGAGCAGACCAGAGCCGAGCAGGAGAUCGCUGACACCAAGGAGAAGCUCCAAGGAGAGGUGGCCAACCUUCAGGAGAAAAUCACUCAGCUGGAGAAAAAUGUGCAGGAAGCCCAGUCUAAGGCCCAGGAGGCUAAGGUGUCUGGUGAACAGGCUCUCGCUAAGGCCUCUGAGCUUCAUGCUAAGGAGCUGGAGGAGCUUUGUGCUCAGGCCGGGGUCACAAAGAAGGAUCUUGGCAUCUCUGCAGAUAAAAGCAAAAAGCUGGAGAAACAGGUGGAGGAGCUGUUAGUCUUUAAGGAACAGGCCAAGUCUCUCAAUGCUGACUUGACCUCCUCCAAGCAGGAGGCCGAACAGCUCUCUGCAGAGAUUGUGAACAUGAAGGCUGCGUCUGAGCGCCUAACAGAGGAGAUUCGAGAUCUGCAGGCUCAAAGAGAAACCAUAAAGAAACAGCUUUCUGAUUCCUUAGAGAAAGUCUCCUCUUUGGAGGUGUCUAACAAAGAGCUGUCUGCAAAGUAUGAUGACAUUAACACGCUCAAAGAAAAGCUCCUAAGUGAUAACAAAGAUCUGCUGUCAGGCAAAACCUGCCUGGACAAGGAGAAGUCGUCCAUCACUGCAGUUAAAGACCAACUUUCUCAACAGCUGAAAGAACUUAACAUCACCUUGGAAAAAAUAAAGGAUGAAAACACUGGUCUUAAGAACUUGGAAGCAAAGCAUCUGGCUGAAAUAGCAGAACUCCAAAAGGGAAAUGCUGAUAAGCAAGACGUUCUUAAGAAGUACCAGGAGGAGAUGAAACGGCAUGAUGCCAAAGAGACUCAACUGUCCAGUGAUUUUGAGAAGGCCUGUAGUGACAAGGAUAAGAUCAAAGAGGAGCUUGCUAAAAGCCUUAACGAUCUGAAAUCAUUAAAGGAAAAUUUAGAGAAUGAACAAAACAAAUUUGGGAAAGAAAAGAAGGCCCAAGAUGCAAAGAAUGCAGAACUCCAGUCCAUGCUUGAGUCCCUUACAUCUGAAAAGGAAGACCUUUGUGCAACCAAUACCCAGUUGCAGGUUGAAAAGGAGAACCUGAAUAAAGAGAAUAAUAAAGUAUCCACACAGUUGAAGGCUGCUCUGCUGGAGAAAGAGACUCUUGUUUCUGAUAAAGUAGAACUUCAAAAUAAGUUUAACACUACUAGCAAGGAUCUUGAAAAGGCCAUGCGGAACAUUACUGAGUUAGAAGCCUCUAAGAGCAGCCUGAUGAAAAUGCUGGAGGAAAUCAAGAUGAAUAGUGAGGCAACAGACUCUGACAAACUGAAGUUAUUGCAGGAAAAGGAAGACUUACUUUCCACAUGGAGAAAGGUGUGCUCUGAGAGAGAGGAGCUUGCAAAAGAGAAACUGGAGCUUACAGAAAGCCUACGCCAAACUGCAGAUGAGGUCAAGGCUGCCAAUGAGAAGAUCCAACAAGAAGCCACAACCUUCUCUCAAGAAAAGGACACUCUAUGUCUGAAGCUCUCUGAAAUGGAGAAGUCUCUGCAAUCCCUUCAGAAGGAGAAGACCAGCUUGGAAUCGGCGUUGGGCAAGCAGAAGGUCGAGAAGGAGCGUUUGGAAAAGGAGAAAGAGGAGUUGGUUGAGAAGCAUGAAAAGGAAACCUCUGAGAAGUCAUCCAUUACCAUUGAAAAAAAUCAGCUUUCCGAAGAAUUAUGUAAAAUGAAGGACCAUCUUGAGAGUUCCUCCAGGGACUAUACUGGUUUAGCCCAGGAAAAGGCCAAUCUUAUUGCUGAGUUAGAGGACACAAAACAAAAGAAACAAGAAGUUGAAGGUCAGAAAGCUACUUUGUUCCAAGAUAAGGUAAAUUUAGAAGCACAGUUGCAGAAACUUAGUGCAGAGAUUGAUUCUUUUAAGAAAGCCAAGGAACAGCUAACUGAUGAGCUUAUGAAGGUGAAGGAUAACAAACAACACUUGCAAGAAGAACAUGACCAUCAGAGGGAAGCUUUGUCAAAGGAACGGGAUAUUCUUCUUUCGGAGAAAGUAGAUCUUACUAAAAGUCUAGAGCAGCUUCAGAAGGACAAAGAAAGCCUGAAUCAACAAGUUCAAGAGCUCUCUUCUGAGAAAAAGUCUCUUAUAGAAUCGAAAUCCCUUCUCGAGGCUCAGCAGCAGACCUUGACCAAAGAAAAGAAUAAACUGUCUAGUUCCAAGGGUAACCUUGACAAAAAGGUUGAACAGCUUGAGAAACAAUUAGCCAGUUUAUCUCAAGAGAAAAAUACACUCGAGGAGUCAGAAUCUAAACUUAAAGUUGAAAUAUCUUCUUCCCAAACAGAAUUUAAAGCACUUACAACAGAAAAACAGAACCUAAUGAGUCAGUUUGAGCAGCUGAAAAUAUCUCAUGAAAAGGUGCUCUCUGAGAAGCAGAGCUUACUGGAUGAAAAGGCAGAGUUUGAGUCCAAAGUACAGGAACUUAGUCAGCAAGCUAUGUCUGGUGCUCAGACUGCGGAUAGUAUCUCUGCCAAUCUCAAGAAAGCCCAUGAAGAGAAAAAAGCUCUAGCUAAAGAGGUGAAAACCCUUAAAGCUCAGCAAAAACAGAGUGAUCAGGUGAGAUCAGACAUGGCAGUCGAGAAAGAACUCCUCUCUGGUAAAUUUGAAGACCUUCAAAGAGAGGCUGCUGCACUGUCCCAGGAGAGAGCCGACCUCCAGUCUUCCCGUGCCAGCCUAGAGAAGGAAGUCUUGUCCCUUCGCCAGACCCAGGCAACCAGUGAGAAGGAACGUUCAGAUCUUUUAAGUAGGUUGGAAGAUCUGAAAACCUCACACUCGCAGCUUGAGACAGACACUCAGACCCUUCGUGCCUCAAUGGCUGUGUUGGAACAGAAGCAGCGAGCGUCUGCAGAGACGGUCUCUUCAUCAUCCAAAGCCCAGGCUGAGCUGACAUCCACCCUUUCCAAGGUGCAGGCAGAGAAGGAGGUCUUGCUCAAGGAAAAAGAGGAGGCCAACCACAAACUUGCUCAGCUUGAGGCACAGUGCAAAAACACACUUGCAAAGCAGCUUGAGGCUGCAGAGAGCGCUGGUCAGACGGCCGAGGCUCUGGAGAGGCUCACCCAGGAGAAGGUCCGACUGCAGCAGGAGAGGAGCGAGGCCCAGGCCGUGGUCGAGGAGCUCAAGACUGCCCAGCAGAAGCUGCAGAGCCAGCUGGAGGCAGCGACGCAGCAGAGCUCUUCCCACCAGAAGGAGCUGACCCGGUCCAAAGAGCAGCUGAGCGCAGAGAACCAAAAGAACAGCAGCCUGUCCAAAGAGAUCGAGUCGCUGAAGUUGGCCGCCUCUGAGCAGGCCAGCUCCCUGGAGGCCCUGGAGAAGGAGAAGGCCUCCCUGUCCGAGCAGCUGGCCAGCAACCAGCAGGACCGCAGCAGCCAGGGGAAGAAGCUUGAAGAACAGUGUGCCACUCUCAGCAAGCAAGUCAAAGAGAUGAAGAAGAGGGAGAAUGCGCUUAAGAAGCAAUCAGAGGAGGAGAAAGCAGCGCUCCAACAAUCAGUCCAAAAAAGCAGUGCCUUGAUGACCGAGCGAGACAAGGAACUGGAGAAGCUGAGGGAUGAGCUUGCCGAGCUGCGCCGUGAGAGCGCGUCGGCUAAGGCGCUGCAGGCGGCCGUGGAGACGCUGGAGGCUGAGAAGUCUCGUCUGCAGGAGCACGUCUCCAGCCUGGAGAAGAGCCGGGCGGCCGCACCGCUCACCUCCACCGCAGCCUCGAGCACGGCAUCCAGCCCAGGUGACUCGUCUGUGGACCAGCUGAGAGAGGAGAAGGAAAUGGCCGAAAGUCAGAUUGAGUUCCUGAACUCGGUGAUCGUAGACCUGCAGCGUAAGAACCAGGAGCUCAAGUCUCAGAUGGAGAAGAUGGCCGAAGCGGCGCUGAACGGGAACAACGCAAACGAGCUGGACAACUACGACAGUCUGGCGGAGGGGCCCGCGAAGAAGAAGGCUCCGCCGCGGCUGUUCUGCGAUAUCUGCGACUGCUUCGACAUGCACGACACAGAGGACUGCCCCACGCAGGCGCAGAUGCCCGACUCGCCGCCUCACACCACCUACCACGGGAGCCGCGAGGACGAGCGGCCUUACUGCGACAUCUGCGAGGUGUUCGGCCACUGGACCGAGGGCUGCAACGACGACCAGACCUUCUAGAAGCUCCUCAACAAGACUCUCUCUGGAGGCUUUAUAGUUCACCUGCUGCUCUUUUUCUAUCUCUCUCCUCUCUCUCUCUCUCUCUCUCUCUCUCUCUCUCUCUCUCUCUCUGCACAAAGCAGCCUGCAAUACCUGCAAAAACACACGCCUCAUCAUCACACCUCGCACAAGAGUGUUGUGUGUCUAUAACUCUGUGUCUAUGAACACUGAGUGUGUGUGUGUGUGUGUGUGUGUGUGUACAGUGGAUGAAUGUGUGUUACGCAAGUGCACUCGGCCAUUCACACAAAGUCCCAAAGCGCUCUUACUGGGAGAUCAUCUCAAGAAUUAAGUCAAUCAACUUAGUCUGGUCGCCCGUUGCACACUUCCCUGACUGUUGUUUUGAAGACGGAAAGGCAGAUGGCACUCUAUAUCACCACACACAAAAAGAAAGUGCUCAAGAUUUCUUUUGGACUAGUACUUGAUAUGAAACACACAAGAAAAAGAAACAAUGUACAAUCCUUUCAAUGGGUUCUUUGAUAUACUUGUAUAUGGACUCGCACAGUUUUGUGUGUGUGUGCGUAUGUGUGUGUGCAUAUGUGUGUGUGUGCAUGGAGAGAGGUGACCUUAACUGUUGUGGUUAAAUGUCAUUUUGGGGGGUGGCUUGCUUUAGGGGGGUUUGGGGAGUCUGGUCUCUUUGGACUCUGAAACGCGUCCUCAUCCUGAAGAGGGUACAGUGAGGAAGAUGCCAUUUAUAUUCUAACGCACUGCACACUUUACCCCUCAACGUACCCUUGCGUGGAAAGACCUCGGUUCCCUUUCUGAAAUUGCCUUUCUGAGAACAAAGAAAUUAACGCUAUCAUUAUGAUGAGGAUAAAAUAUUUGAGAGAGGAUGGCAUUUGUGCUGUCACGUUUUAUGUAAGCUUUUCUUCGUUCUUUUAAAUGUUAUAUAUCUGUACAAAUCUAAUGAAAUAAAUACAUAUGUUUCAAUGAAGAUAUCUCCUGGACUGACUGUAAAGAUGAGUUUUGACAUGACUGUAAUUAUCACUUUUGUAAGCGAGGAAAAGAGCUCUUAACACCAUAACGAAUGCAUUUUCUUUUGCCUAUUGAGGGCGGAGUUGUCUUGGUGAAUUUUGUCCAGUAUGCUGUUGAAUGUGUAUAUAUAUGGCAAGCACUUGGGAAGAAUGCCAGUGUAAAGACAGCUUCUUUUUGAAGCAUUUUAGGCACUGAAUUUUUAUUCCAAAUAAAGGCAGGUGGUGUUUUUGUAAAUUCUAA
Messenger RNA from Sardina pilchardus (European sardine), 8561 nucleotides. It is a transcript of the gene clip1a, whose product is annotated as CAP-GLY domain containing linker protein 1a. The coding region runs from base 336 to 7310 and encodes 2324 amino acids. Gene Ontology annotation, cellular component: cell cortex; microtubule plus-end; nucleus. Gene Ontology annotation, biological process: cytoplasmic microtubule organization. Lineage: Eukaryota; Metazoa; Chordata; Actinopteri; Clupeiformes; Clupeidae. The record is from RefSeq and is a predicted model, not a curated record. The transcript is spliced from 26 exons. Gene Ontology annotation, molecular function: microtubule plus-end binding.